AUGGAAAAGUCACUUAAUAAAACCCAAACUCAUAUGCAAACAUUCUCAUUCAAGAGGAGAUUCAUCCAUCCACAUUUCCCAUUACCACUCUUCUUCUUUUUUCUCUCUCUAGCUCUGAUCAUCUCUGGUGUGAGCUCUCGUGUCCUGAGCCCUGUCCCUCUGAAUAACUCGAUCUUGAUAUCUGAUGGCGUCCAUGAUGCCUUGGAUUACAAGUUUCUCACUCUCGAUCCUCCAAAUAACGUCUCCAAGGCAGCUUGCCUUCAUGUCUACGGCUUUCUUCCAUGUGCAGACAAUAUUGGAGGUUAUAUCUUCCAAAUUUUCUCCUUUGGGUGUCUAUUGAUCAUCGGCGACUAUUUCUUGUCUGAAGGAAGAUCAAAACUCUUUGUAAUCUUCGAGGUCGGUUUCUAUGGCGGUAUCGUCUUCCCUCUUCUUACAAUGUUCCCAAGAAUUGCUCUUAUGCUCUUUUUUGCUCUGACAAUGCAAUGGGGAGCUUGUGUUGUCUUCGGCUUGACUGGUCCUAAUUCAGACCAGUCAGUCCGAAGAGGAUCCAUCAACAGAACAACCUCUGAUACGAAGAAUCCAAGAAGGGGAUUUUACAGGAUGAAGAUACUUAAAAGUGUUGUUGAAGCAAGCGUAGAUGCGGAUCCUAAGAACAAGAAAGCUGCAGGGAUUAUGCUUCUGACUCUAGCUCCAUUUCUUUUGGUUACAUUGCCUGAUUUACUUGAUGCUCAAUCUUGGAGUGAUAUCACUAUGUUGAUCGCACUCAUAAUCUCCUGUUCUUCAACCAUUAUCUACUUUGUUUACUCGUAUUUUGAUACGGCAGACCAAAAGAAGAGCUUAGAUCACGCCAAGUUUGAGCUCAUGUCGGAAGUUCAUAAGCAUUUGCAGAGCUUUUCGCCUCGAAGCCUUAUUAGAGACGGACAACUAAGUAAAGAGAGCUUGAAAAGUUUGUUUGAUAGAAUCGAUAGGAACAAAGAUGGAAAGAUUCAAAUCUCGGAGCUGAAAGACUUAACCGUAGAGUUUGGAGUUUUUGGAAGAAUGAAGUGUGACAUCAAUGAGUUUGCAAACACUUUGCUUGCGGAUUUCGACAAAGACAAAGAUGGCGAAUUAGACGAGGACGAGUUCGAAGAAGGGAUCAUGAAACUACUGAACCAAUACAAGUUCGAUAACCAAGAAACUCCAAGACAUAACAACACAUACAUUUACAGAACAACAUCCGAUUCUGUGCAUGUCAAGAAUCAGUCGCCGGGCGAGGAAGCUGGAGUCUUAAAGCUGGAAAUGCCAAAGCAAACCCUUGUUGCUAAGUUGCUCUCUAUGAGAACAUUAAGAGCUGUGACUAAAGUCGUUGGUGGGAUGCUAAUGGUCCUGUUUCUAGCUAAACCAUUCAUGAUAAACAUCGGACUCUUAUCUGUUUCUGCAGGAGUUCCUUCUUUCUACUCCGUAUUUGCAGUGAUCCCUUUGGUUAGAAACUUGAAGAACACUCUAUCUGCACAUUUCUGUCGAAAGAAAGACAAAGCAAGAAUCGCGUCUGAGAAAUUCUCUGAGAUCUACAGGGAUGUUACAAUGAACAACCUCAUGGGAAUGUCAAUCAUUUUGGCGAUUAUAUACACGAGAGGAUUGAAAUGGGAUUACUCAACAGAAGCUCUUCUUGUUGUGGUUGUUGGUCUUGCUAUUGGCUUACCGGCUUACGUGAGAUCGACUUAUCCGUUCUGGAUCUGUGUAUUGGCCUUUGCUAUGUACAUCUCCUCUCUUGUCCUUAUUUAUCUCCAUUUUCAUCUUCGGGGACAAAACUAAAGCUUUCACCUUUUAGCUCUGAUCAGACUGAGUAAUGUAUUUGUCAAUGUCAAAGUGCUUUUCCAUUUCCAUAUUUUUGAUCAGAGCUUAAUAAAGGCCAUGAUGUUCUCUUUGAUUAAUCUAUUUA
Thlaspi arvense is the source of this 1921-nucleotide messenger RNA. The record is from the annotation of a GenBank genome assembly. NCBI's taxonomy places the organism in Eukaryota, Viridiplantae, Streptophyta, Magnoliopsida, Brassicales, Brassicaceae.